Molecule: messenger RNA, 123 nt
Organism: Drosophila persimilis
Lineage: Eukaryota; Metazoa; Arthropoda; Insecta; Diptera; Drosophilidae
Exons: 1
Coding region: 1-123 (40 amino acids)
Source: RefSeq, a predicted model, not a curated record
AUGGCAGGGAAAACAUGUCGCCGACGGAGUCAAAGGGAUCAAGAGUUGCUUUGCGAAUUCGUGCGGAAAUCUGCUACGUGUGCGGCAUGCCAAGAUGCCCAAGAGACCCCAACAAAAAUAUAG